Molecule: messenger RNA, 1726 nt
Organism: Diachasma alloeum
Lineage: Eukaryota; Metazoa; Arthropoda; Insecta; Hymenoptera; Braconidae
Gene: Ost48
Product: dolichyl-diphosphooligosaccharide--protein glycosyltransferase 48 kDa subunit
Exons: 3
Coding region: 118-1428 (436 amino acids)
Cellular component (GO): endoplasmic reticulum membrane; oligosaccharyltransferase complex
Source: RefSeq, a predicted model, not a curated record
GGUCACGACGCCAUGUCACUUCCGUUGAAAAGAGUCUCGUACUCAAACUGUACAUAACGUCGUGGCAUAUUGGCUUUGGCUCUGACGUACACACAGGCAUUGAGAAGAUAAUUCACAAUGCAAAAAUACGGGCUCACUUUUCUCGGUUUUCUCUGCAUAUUCGCGGUUGCUAGCGCCGGUGGACCCACCCUCGUGCUCCUCGAUAAUCUUGCUAUCAAGGAGACACACUCGAUCUUCUUCAAAUGGCUACAAGAUCGGGAUUACACUCUGACAUUCAAACUGGCUGAUGAUGCCAACCUGGUGCUCUCCAAAUACGGAGAAUUCUUAUACAAACACCUGAUAAUAUUCGCGCCAUCAGUGGAAGAGUUCGGUGGAGCUCUGAAUGUCGAUGCUGUCACAGAUUUUAUCGAUGGAGGUGGCAACGUUCUAGUGGCGGGAUCCUCCCACUCCGGAGAUGUUCUCCGUGAACUAGCCUCUGAGAACGGCUUCGAAGUCGACGAGGAAGGAGCAACAGUCAUUGAUCAUCUGAAUUACGAUGUCAGUGACAGCGGUCAUCACACGACGAUCGUUGCAGACUCUGAGAAUCUCAUCAAUGCCCCAGUCAUCGUGGGGAGCAAAGACGUUGCUCCACUGCUUUACCAGGGAACUGGGCUCAUUGCUGAUCCAGAGAACCCCCUUGUACUGCGAUUGCUCACCGCUUCGAGCUCGGCCUACUCUUAUAACUCUGAUCAACCUGUUAAGGAAUAUCCUCACGCUGUGGGGAAGAACACUUUGUUGAUUGCUGCACUGCAGGCGAGGAACAAUGCUCGUGUGCUUUUCUCAGGGUCUCUCUAUUUCUUUAGCGAUGAGGCAUUCACUAGUUCUGUUCAGAAAGCUCAAGGUGGAAAAAAAUACGAAAAAUCAGGAAACGAAGCUGUAGCAAAAGCCAUGACCCAAUGGGUGUUCAAGGAGAACGGAGUGAUUCGUGUUUCUUCAGUGGAUCAUCACAGGAUCGGUGAAGACAAGCCUCCAGCAGCUUACACCAUCAUGGAGGACGUGAUUUAUUCCAUCACAGUUGAGAAACUCUCGGGUGAUAAGUGGGUACCCUAUGAAGCCAACGAUCUGCAGCUCGAGUUUGUUCGAAUUGAUCCAUUCGUCAGAAUGACGAUGACACCCUCGGGCUAUGGAAAAUACGAGGCACGAUUCAAAAUACCUGAUGUCUACGGGGUUUAUCAAUUCAAGGUCGAUUACAACAGGAUUGGACUCACUCAUUUGUACAGCACAACUCAAGUAUCUGUACGACCUCUUCAGCAUACUCAGUAUGAACGUUUCAUUCCAAGCGCAUAUCCCUAUUACGCCAGUGCGUUCUCGAUGAUGGGAGGGGUUUUCAUUUUCUCUCUAGUAUUCCUUCAUUAUAGAGACCCCCAAGUCAAGUCUAAAGCCGAGUGAAGAGUGGAGGGAUAAAUUUUAUAAGUGUGAAGCAUUGGGCGUGAGGAUACGGGGAGUAAUUUGGUACUUUUGACUUUUAAAUAGAAAUUUAUCAUUGAGAGGAAUAAAUUCAUGUAUUGGGCUCAUUCCACUCAUUUGCAAACAUUGAAAAACAAGUCAAGAGUCCAUUUUACCCCACUUUAUCCGGAUAAAUAAUAAAAAAAUCGUGAUACAGUUGUAAUGACAUACUAAAAACAAUGAAUUCACCGCCUCAGCUGUUUUUAAUGUUUUCGCAUAAACACAGUUCUUUAUAAAUGAA